AUGCCGAAUCGGUCCAACACGCACCAAACCAACCAACAACCAGCCGAAAAGGGACUUGGAUUCGAUUUCGAUUUCAAAACGACAACGAGCAACGAGCAACGAGCAACGAACGCCGACCAACGAUCCCGAACCCCCCCCCUUUCCUCGAAAAAGGGAAAGAUAAAGAGAAGAAACAACACCCAACCCCCUUCCAACCGGGUUGCCGUCUUUUCAAGCCCUUUUCCCCCGUUCGAUUUACAGAGUUUCGGUGGCCCGCCAUGCCUUCCGAUCACGGUCACAGACGGGUCGGCAUCUGAGCUACCAGCGUGGAAAGCGCGCCACAAACCCCAACACAAGAAGACUCCAAAGGCCGCCAACUUCUACCUCGGAAAGAAAGUUGCGUUCGUCUACCGGGCCAAGCGCGAAGUUCAGGGUUCGAAGAUUAGAGUCAUCUGGGGCAAGGUCACACGGACACACGGCAACUCGGGUGUUGUCCGCGCUCAAUUCAGACACAACCUCCCUCCCAAGACCUUUGGUGCCACUGUACGAGUGAUGUUGUACCCUUCGUCCAUCUAA
Molecule: messenger RNA, 555 nt
Organism: Paracoccidioides brasiliensis Pb18
Product: 60S ribosomal protein L33-A
Exons: 4
Coding region: 1-555 (184 amino acids)
Biological process (GO): cytoplasmic translation; ribosomal large subunit biogenesis
Cellular component (GO): cytosolic large ribosomal subunit; ribosome
Molecular function (GO): structural constituent of ribosome
Source: RefSeq, a predicted model, not a curated record